Messenger RNA from Cyclopterus lumpus (lumpfish), 3397 nucleotides. Its product is annotated as E3 ubiquitin-protein ligase CBL-like. Bases 738 to 3359 code for a protein of 873 amino acids. Gene Ontology annotation, molecular function: phosphotyrosine residue binding; receptor tyrosine kinase binding; ubiquitin protein ligase activity. Lineage: Eukaryota; Metazoa; Chordata; Actinopteri; Perciformes; Cyclopteridae. The transcript is spliced from 15 exons. Gene Ontology annotation, cellular component: plasma membrane; membrane raft. Gene Ontology annotation, biological process: negative regulation of epidermal growth factor-activated receptor activity; cell surface receptor signaling pathway. The record is from RefSeq and is a predicted model, not a curated record.
AUAUAUUAUAAUGCAUGUGUUGAAUUAUAUGUGUUAUUAAUUAUGUGAAUCUGUAAAGUAUCUAGUAACUGAAGCUGCAAAACAGUGUUUCCCAACCCCCUGAAUUAUUAAGUACUAAAAAACAUUACAAAAAGUUAAGUGCAAUUUCCUAAAAAAAAAAUUCUUUCAUGUUCAUGGACCAGCCUCUUUUAUUUUGAAGGCCGCAGCCGGACAUCCGUGUUUACUCUCUGCUGCCCUGCCGCACAACCUGUUUGUUGAUCGCUUAUGUGGCUUAUUAACACCCCGAGUUUAUUAUAAGCCGGGUAGAUUUCUCGAGGGGGGGUCGGGGGGGGGGUGGAUUCAAGUUCCUCGUCGCCGUGAAGAAGAGACCGCUUAGCGAGGAGCCCGACAAGCCGGCAACGAGUACGCGUUUACUCGGCGACUGAAAUUAAACUGAGAAUAGGCUUCUUCUUCUUCUUCUUUUUUUUUUCUCCCUUCUCUCAAAUGUAGCAUGUUAAGCUAGCUGCGUCGCGCGGACAGCGUACACACAGCCGCCCGUUUGUGUUCCGAGCGCGAGCGUGAAGUGUAGAUAGGUGGCUACCAAAAAAAAAAAUAUAUAUAUAUAAUAAUACUUUUAAAAAAACAAAAAAAACAGCGUGUCAACGUGUCAAGAAUAAUCGCCGGUUGGUCUAUCCCCGGUCCCCCUCCUCCCGGGUGCUAACACCCCCCCGCAACCACCCCGGUCGCCGACCGAAUUAAUGGCCGGAAAUCCGAGGAGGGGCGCCGGUCUCAUCGGCUUGAUGAAGGACGCCUUUCAGCCCCACCAGCAGCCUCUCCAGCCUCACCAACCUGCAGUGGUCGAUAAGAAAAUGGUGGAGAAAUGCUGGAAACUCAUGGAUAAGGUGGUGCGUUUGUGCCAGAACCCCAAGGUGGCGUUGAAGAACAGCCCGCCCUACAUCCUGGACCUGCUGCCGGACACCUACCAGCACCUACGCACGGUUCUGUCCCGAUACGAGGGCAAAAUCGAGAUUCUCGGGGAGAACGAGUAUUUCCGCGUGGUCAUGGAGAACUUGACCAACAAGACGAAGCAGACCAUGAGCCUUUUCAAGGAGGCCAAGGAGAGGAUGUUUGAGGAGAACUCCCAGCCCAGGCGAAACCUUACCAAGCUGUCUCUGAUCUUCAGUCACAUGCUUGCAGAGCUAAAAGCCAUCUUCCCCAAUGGCUUAUUUCAGGGAGACAACUUCAGGAUCACCAAAGCUGAUGCUGCUGAAUUUUGGAGACGGUCAUUUGGGGACAAGACCAUAGUGCCAUGGAGGACGUUUCGUCAGGCUCUCCACGAGUUUCACCCAAUCAGCUCGGGCUUGGAGGCCAUGGCUCUCAAGUCCACCAUCGACCUCACAUGCAACGACUACAUCUCAGUGUUUGAGUUCGACAUCUUCACCCGGCUCUUCCAGCCGUGGUCGUCUCUUUUAAGGAACUGGAACAGUCUGGCAGUCACGCACCCGGGUUACAUGGCCUUCCUGACCUACGACGAGGUCAAGGCUCGACUGCACAGGUUCAUCCACAAACCCGGCAGCUACAUCUUUAGGCUGAGCUGCACUCGGCUGGGCCAGUGGGCUAUCGGCUACGUGACAGCUGACGGCAACAUCCUGCAGACCAUCCCCCAUAACAAACCGCUCUUUCAAGCCCUCAUUGAUGGAUACAGAGAGGGAUUCUACCUGUUCCCAGAUGGUCGUGCACAGAACCCAGACCUAACGGGGCUGUGUGAACCUUCUCCACAGGACCACAUCAAAGUUACUCAGGAGCAGUACGAGCUGUACUGCGAGAUGGGCUCCACCUUCCAGCUCUGCAAGAUCUGCGCAGAGAACGAUAAGGAUGUGAAGAUCGAGCCCUGCAGGCACCUGAUGUGCACUUCCUGUCUGACGGCGUGGCAGGAGUCGGAGGGUCAAGGCUGCCCGUUUUGCCGCUGCGAGAUCAAAGGUACGGAGCCCAUCGUGGUGGACCCGUUCCACCCGAAGGCCAGCGGGGGGGCCUCCUUUGCCGGUUUUCAGGGUUCCAGCAGAGCAGAAGCUGCCGGCAAUGACGAGGAAGACGACGAUCGCCUGGAGGACCACCUCGUCAUGAGCAGGCUGGCCUGCACCAAGGUAGAGCGCCCACCCUCUCCAGUGUCUCAGCUGCCUCCGGUGCCCCCCAGACUGGACCUCCUGCAGCAGAGACCCUGCAGCUCCCACAGCGCACAGACUCAGGGAGCCACAUCCAAGAUGGCGGCCACUCACAGAGACAAGCCUCUACCUCUGCCUCCAGCCCUGAGAGAGCUGCCCCCUCCUCCCCCUCCGGAGCGCCCCUCCCUGGUCGGCCAGGACUCCCGGCUCCAGAGGAGGCCGCUGCCCUCCACCCCCGACCAGGCCGCCUGGGCCUCCAACUACAUGGUCCCGCGUCCAGCAACCAAGGCCCUGUCGGCGGCCUCGUCCUCCUCCGGCCCUCAGAACAACGGAACCAGUGGAGAGGGAAGCAAAGCCCAGGCGGCCACCAACGUCGUCUACUGCCUGACUGCGAGAUCUCUGCCGGCGUCGAGUGGGGAGAAGCCGUCGUCCGACUGUGAGGAGAAUGAGUACAUGAGUCCCACCUCUCUGCCAGCUGCUGGUGCACCCUGGGUCAUCACCGGCUCCUUGGUGCCCCCGGUGCAGGCGAACCACCACAGUGACUUCAGUGAGGCGGCCGACUGCGACCCCGAGGAGCCCAUAGUCUACGAGUCCAUGUGUAACAUCCAGGCCCAGGCUGGUUCCUCUGAGGCCUCUGAACCGGACCAACCGCAACAUUCAGCCGCGGUUCCCCAGGACAAUAAGAAGAAGGAGAAGGAGAAGGAGAAGGUGGAGGUGGAGGUGGUGGUGGUGGAGGAGGAGGAGGAGAAGGAGGAGAGCAUUGAGGAGGAUGUUUACGAGUACGACUGCCCCAGACCGGUCAUCCCUCCGGCCCCCGCCAGGAGAACCCUGUCGGAUAUGGGCGGCCCCUCGGCGGCCUUCAGCACUCUCAGCAUCGACAGUGCAGUAGAAGCCGGUAUGUUUACAGGUGCCGAACCCGAACGUCCCCCCAAACCUCUCCCGCGGCGAGCCAACUCCGACCGACGGCCUCGGCCGGCAAACCGGGAAUUACCCGCUCCGUUGCCGGACCUCCCCGGUCCCUCCUCGGCCUCCUCCUCCUCCUCCUCCCCCACUCCACCUGCUCCGGCUCCCGGGAGCCAGACCUUAAACGGGGAGAUCGAAUGCUUGAUGUCCCAGGGCUACUCCAUUCAGGACAUCCAGAAAGCCCUGCUGAUCGCCCAGAACAACCUGGAGACGGCCAAGAACAUCCUGCGGGAGUUUGUCUCCAUCGCCACAUAGUCGGCUGCAGGCCCCGCCCCCCCCCCCCCCCCCCCCCC